Molecule: messenger RNA, 1514 nt
Organism: Sclerotinia trifoliorum
Lineage: Eukaryota; Fungi; Ascomycota; Leotiomycetes; Helotiales; Sclerotiniaceae
Source: the annotation of a GenBank genome assembly
AUGUCCAAGCCACAACUAACUUAAUCAUGGGCACGAGAAAAAUAGUCCUUGUCGAAUUUUUAUGGCAGCCUUAUGAUCAGAGAUACAAGUAGACCUUUAUCUACUGAAACUAAAUGUAAACUUUGAGGUAUCUAAGCUAUCGCACCAUGGCUAGAAGAGCGAUCAACGGAUUCAUCGAUGCUGUCGUGGAGGGACCUGUGGAAGGAAGCAUCGAUAAGUACCCAUUGGAAAGGGAUUUUCAAGCCUCCACGCGGUAGGUUUUGUCCAUCAUAUCUCCAUUAUAGAUUGGGAUAACAAAUGCUGACUUGGUAUAAAGCUUAUAUCUUCAACACUAUAUCUGGAAAAGACAACUUGGACACUUAUUGCAGCCAUGCAUCCCAUUGACGAAGAAUAUCAAAGUGGCGGAUGUAGCUUGUGGUACAGGGUAAGAAUUCGAAAUGCCUCUUAUCGUCAAAGUUUUCCCCUUCAUUGUGUUGUGUGGCGUUAAUGUUGAGAUGCAGGAUUUGGCUCAUUGACUUGGCAAAAGAGUUGGCUAAGAACUAUCCAUCGGCCCAACUUCAAGGAUUUGAUAUCUCUACUGCACAAUUUCCUCCAAAAGGAUGGUUGCCCAAGAAUGUCAUCUUGGAUACAUUGGACAUAUUGAAACCUAUACCCGAUUCUCUACGUGAACAAUUCGAUGUGGUGCACACAGGAUAUUUGUGCCUAGUUGUUGAGAACGGCGAUCCAUUCCCAAUAUUGGACAAUCUCUUAGCAUUAUUGAGUAUUUAUGCAUCCCGUAAGGACAUCUGAGGAAUUUUCUGACCAAUAUUAGAGCCCGGUGGGUACCUGCAAUGGGAUGAUGGUGAUUUCGGGGGUAUAUAUGCGCAAUCAACAGACCCUGGGGUACCAAAAUCGGCCUUGGACGAGUUGAAAAAUCAAGCCCAAAGCUUAGUUUCGGGCAAAUACAAUGAUUUUCGGUAGGCCUGAACGCUAAAAGCGCGGAAAGAAGAAAUGCUAAUUUUCUCAGGUGGAUUACCGAGCUGGACAAAACAUUUCAAAAACGGAAUUUAGUCGUGCUAGCCAACCAAUACGUGCCGAUCGACGACGAAAUCGCACACCCCUGGACAAUGACACAUCUUAUGGCCUCGGUAGAAAUGGGUACUAUCAUCGAACGGGAAAGGGGUAAUGCUGAAGAGUGGUGGAAUAUGCAUCGGUGUGCAAUUGCCGAGAUGUAUCACGGCGCGAGUCUAAGAAUGAGCAUGGUUAGUAUUGCGGGAAGAAAGCCGAAGGCAUAAGUUUAGCAAACAUUCCGCGAAUGUGAUUUCGUUUAAAUGUUACUGCUGUACCUUUGUACAAAAGCUGCUACACGAGUUGCAUGAUACAGAUGGCUGACAAAUGGGAAUCCUGCAGUUAAUGCGGCUAAAAUCUACGCCGUCAUGCAGGAGAAGCUUGAUUAUGCCUUAUCCUUGCCAUGAGAUGCUGUGGACCCCCUUGUACAUCCUGCAGCUUCCAUAUAAAUUUGACCAAUCGUGAAA